UGCUGAUAAGUGUGGUGCAUCAUGCUUGAAGAAAUUAUCAUUCUAUGGACCUAAAACUCGUAUGGCAUUACAAGAAUUAUCUCCUGAUACUACAGUAUUGCAGUUCAAAGUUGUUACUGUGAAGGGAGUUUGCUACAGGAAAGGAAGUGCCAUUAUAACUUCCUUUCAUGAACAACCAGUGUUUGGAAAGGUAGUUCACAUCUUCAAAGUGAGUGAGAAAUUGGUCUUUGUGUACCAGAAGCUGGACACUGUGGAGUUUAGGAAACCUCUGAACUCUUUCAAAGUAAGGCACUGUGCUGAGUUCAGUACCAUAGAGGCUAACAGCUUGCCUUACAACCACAAACUACAUUUUGUACAACAAGUUGAAACCCAUGUUAUUGUGCCAUGUAGGAGCUUCCUUUCCACCCAGGACUUCAAUGCAAAUGCAAUGGCUUAAAGGAAAUGGACAGGCUCUUCCUUACACCGCUCUAAUAGAAGAGCACCUUAUUUCUUUUCAGUAGGAAGCAUAUUUCUGUAUUUUUUUGUUCAUCUCUUCCUAAGCAAGCUAUAAUUAACUCAGUGUUCUGAAAAAAUGAAGAGAUUAUAACUGUAUUUUAAGUGAGGUAUCACCAAGUUAAUAUUGUAUAAAUUGAAUGAAGCCAGAUAAUCUUUAAAUAAACAUAGAGAACAGCUCUCAUGCAGUACCUUUAUUUCAGUCUUUUUUUUUUCUUACAAGCUGACAAAUGAUCCUGCUUGCCUUUGAAUUAGAAUGUAUUCACCUUGUGAAGCCACAUCAACAAACUAAACAU
Molecule: messenger RNA, 788 nt
Organism: Thrips palmi
Lineage: Eukaryota; Metazoa; Arthropoda; Insecta; Thysanoptera; Thripidae
Exons: 2
Coding region: 62-436 (124 amino acids)
Source: RefSeq, a predicted model, not a curated record